CGGACGGGAUGGCGCCGCUACGUGACGUGCUACUGCAUGCACGUAAAGAGUGCCAACACGGCUGCUCAAAGGGUUUGGAAUUUUUUGUGUGAUCUACUCCGUCUUCUUUCAAUUCCACUUUCUCAGCUUUCUUGCACGACUGUUCAUUAUGCCUAAAGCACUUACUCCCCCGGCUUUUACGCCUUUGGCGGAUUCGGCGCUGUUCAAGCCGCUCAAGUUUGGACAUUUGUCCCUCGAGCACCGCGUUGUCCAGGCACCCUUGACGCGUAUGCGAGCAACCAAGGAGAGCGAUGGCAUCUUUGUUCCUGGCGACUUGCAGGUGGAAUACUACGGUCAGCGCGCAAGCAAAGGAGGACUACAGCUCACCGAGGCGACUGAUAUACAUCAUUAUGCUAGUGGCUACCCUGGUGUGCCAGGCGUCUUUACGCCCUCCCAAUUGGCAGGGUGGAAGAGGGUGACGAAUGCUGUUCAUGCGAAAGGUGGUUUCAUGAUCUCCCAAUUGUGGCACACUGGGCGGGCUUCGCCUUCCUCGUGGCGGGCAGGCGCACAAGCCUUUAGCUCGAGCGAUAUCCCCCUUGAAGGAGAUGCUUUGGAUGGAACGAAGUUCUCCGAUAAUCCCCCACGUCCUAUGACCAUCGAGGAAAUACACUCAACAACCAAGGAAUGGGCUGCUGCUGCGAAGCGAGCUGUGGAUGAAGCUGGCUUCGACGCGGUGGAGAUUCACGGCGCCAACGGCUACCUUCUAGAUCAGUUUCUCCAUGACAAUGUAAACACCAGGACCGACGCAUACGGAGGUUCAGUGGAAAACAGGUGCCGAUUCCCGCUCGAGGUCAUUGCAGCUGUCAGCGAAGCCAUUGGCGGUGACCGCACCGGUAUCCGUCUAUCGCCCUACAACUACUUCCAAGACACGAAAGACAGCAACCCCAACGAGCACUGGAAAUACCUUUGCGAACAGAUUGCAGCUCUGCCUGAGAACCAGCGCCCGGCAUACGUGCAUAUGGUGGAACCACGCUUCGAUGAGGUUCUCGACGAACAAGCUAAAAUGGACGCCCUCGCAUCCUACAGUUCCGCUGCUGAGGGUGUUGAAGCCGAAGCCACGGUCAAGACCAAAAACUCUCUCAUCCCAUUCCGACGUAUUCUUGCCAAAGCCGGUAUCAAGUUCCUCGCAGCCGGUGGUUUCAACAGAGACAACGCUGCGCCAGCUCUUGAGGCGGAUAGUGCGGACGCGAUCAUCUUCGGUCGCUGGUUCAUCGCCAACCCCGAUCUGCCCAAGAGGCUCCGGGAGGGUCUACCAUUGAAUGCAUAUGACCGAACGACAUUCUAUGGAGGAGACGCCACGGGCUACAUUGAUUAUCCGUUCUUUGAAGGGUCUGCAUAAGCAUUUCUGGGCUUUCAUGCCGACUCGAUGAAGGGCAAGCGUGGACCUAUAGUGGGCAUAAGUAAGGAUACCAUGGUCCGGUCAUCUUCGACCGUGUAGACAGGAUAGGCAGCAUAAACAAUCGGAGUUAUAUCUUACC
Mytilinidion resinicola is the source of this 1517-nucleotide messenger RNA. Its product is annotated as FMN-linked oxidoreductase. The coding region runs from base 149 to 1378 and encodes 409 amino acids. The transcript is spliced from 3 exons. Gene Ontology annotation, molecular function: FMN binding; NADPH dehydrogenase activity. Lineage: Eukaryota; Fungi; Ascomycota; Dothideomycetes; Mytilinidiales; Mytilinidiaceae. The record is from RefSeq and is a predicted model, not a curated record.